GAGGUUGGGCCAAUGGCUGAGGCAGCUGCUCCAUCUGCUGAGCGAAGAAUCAAUUGAUUGCUGCAGGAUCAUGAAGAGCUUCCAGCUGCAGACCGGAUAAGCCACCAUAGCACCUGCGAUAGCACCCGCGAUCCGCAUGGACUUGCCCGAUCAGUAUUCCUCCGCUCUUAUCACUGUGUCCGACUCCGGAGCUCUCAUCCGUAUAUAUUCCACGCAUUGCUGCUGCUGCUCCUGCUGCUGCUACUGCACUGUCACACAUCAUGCAGCUCCGCUUGGCUCUUCUGGGGGCCCUGGCCCUGCCCUGUGCCGCCCAUGUCGUGCACCGCGAUGAGGGACAAUGCAAGCAGACCACGGUUGCUAUUCUGGGUGGAGGGAUGGCUGGUAUUGCGGCUGCGCAAACGCUGCACAAUGCCUCCAUGGACGACUUUAUGAUCCUCGAGUACCGCGACACCAUCGGCGGUCGCGCCUGGCACGUGCCGUUUGGCCAGAAUGAAGAGGGCAAACCCUACAUUAUUGAGAUGGGCUGCAAUUGGGUCCAAGGACUAGGCGUCCCUGGGGGCCCGCAGAACCCUGUCUGGACACUGGCCCAAGUCUACAACCUCUCCACGGUGUAUUCCAACUACAGCAAUGUGUCCACCUACAACGAAAAUGGUUACAAAGACUACUCCUACCUGAUGGACCUCUACGACGACGCAUACGACACGGCUGCCGCCCACGCAGGCAUGAUCCUGCUCGACAACCUGCAAGACCAGACGGCCAAAACCGGCCUGGCCAUGGCAGGCUGGCGACCCAAGGAGCACGACAUGGAAGCGCAGGCCGUGGACUGGUGGGAAUGGGACUUCGAGGACGCCUACACCCCCCUGGAAAGUUCCUUCGUCUUCGGCGUCGCCGGCACCAACCUCACCUCCAACGGCUUCAGCGACCAGGACAACUUCGUGAUUGACCAACGCGGCUUCAGCACCAUCAUCCACGGCAUGGCAUCCACCUUCCUCCGCCCCAACGACACCCGACUGUCCCUGAACACCCAAAUCACCAACAUCUCCUACAGCGACUCGGGCGUGACCAUCCACAACGCCGACGGCUCCUGCGUGCGCGCCGCCUACGCCAUCUGCACCUUCAGUCUGGGCGUGUUGCAAAACGACGCCGUCACCUUCACCCCCUCUCUCCCCCAAUGGAAGCAAGAAUCCAUCCAAGGCUUCACCAUGGCCACCUACACCAAAAUCUUCCUGCAAUUCAACGAAACCUUCUGGCCCACCGACACCCAAUACUUCCUCUACGCCGACCCCUACGCCCGCGGCUACUACCCACUCUUCCAAUCCCUUAGCACAGAGGGCUUCUUCCCGGGCUCCAACAUCAUCUUCGUCACCGUCACGGAACAAUACGCCUGGCGCGCGGAACGCCAAUCCGACGACCAAACCAAGUCGGAGAUCAUGGCCGUGCUCCGCAAGAUGUUCCCGGACAAGACCGUCCCGGACCCGAUUGACUUUCUGUACCCACGCUGGACCUCGGAGCCGUGGGCCUACGGCACGUACUCGAACUGGCCGCCCAGCGUGACGCUCGAGAUGCAUGAGAAUCUACGGGCCAAUACGGGUCGACUUUGGUUCGCGGGGGAAGCCACCAGUCCAACGUACUUUGGGUUCUUGCAUGGCGCGUGGUUCGAGGGGCAGGCGGCCGGAAAAGAGAUCAGUCGCAUUCUGAAUGGAACGUGUGCGGGUAAUUCCACUUGCGCGGGUCGGAAACAUUAUGCCACAUUGCAUGGCACGACCCCGUUGGCGGAUUAUAGUUUGGUGGAUGGGUGGAAUGGGAACAGUUUUUAUGAUUUCAAUACUGAUUAGGGUGCCACCUCCUCCCUGGCGAGGAUAUAUGAUGUACAGUGAACAUAUCGUGACUCUAAACGAGUACAUUCCCGAGUGAUCAUCAUAAA
Molecule: messenger RNA, 1924 nt
Organism: Aspergillus ibericus CBS 121593
Lineage: Eukaryota; Fungi; Ascomycota; Eurotiomycetes; Eurotiales; Aspergillaceae
Product: putative flavin containing polyamine oxidase
Exons: 6
Coding region: 261-1835 (524 amino acids)
Molecular function (GO): oxidoreductase activity
Source: RefSeq, a predicted model, not a curated record